This is a messenger RNA of Eubalaena glacialis (North Atlantic right whale), 1068 nucleotides long. RefSeq names its product HRas proto-oncogene, GTPase (gene HRAS). Gene Ontology annotation, molecular function: GTP binding; GDP binding; GTPase activity. The coding region runs from base 254 to 823 and encodes 189 amino acids. The transcript is spliced from 5 exons. Gene Ontology annotation, cellular component: plasma membrane. The record is from RefSeq and is a predicted model, not a curated record. NCBI's taxonomy places the organism in Eukaryota, Metazoa, Chordata, Mammalia, Artiodactyla, Balaenidae. Gene Ontology annotation, biological process: cellular senescence; Ras protein signal transduction.
GGCGAGAGGCGCCGUCACCCGUUUUCACUUAUCCGCCUUUACUUCGCGUCUACGCGCGUCAGGCGCGAGCCGGGCUCCGUCGUGGCCGCGGCGCAGUGCGCGGGACGGCCAACCGGACACAGCCACGGCACGUGGGGUCGGCGCCGUGCCUGGGGCGGGGGCGGCCCCCCAGGGGCUUGCCGAGGUCAAGGCUUGCAGUGGGGUGGGACAGGCGACCACUGCAGUGCCUUGUGCUGCGGUCCUUUGAGGAGCAAUGACGGAGUAUAAGCUCGUGGUGGUGGGCGCCGGAGGCGUGGGGAAGAGCGCCCUGACCAUCCAGCUCAUCCAGAACCACUUUGUGGAUGAGUACGACCCCACCAUAGAGGACUCCUACCGGAAGCAAGUGGUCAUUGAUGGGGAGACUUGCCUGCUGGACAUCCUGGACACGGCGGGCCAGGAGGAGUACAGCGCCAUGCGGGACCAGUACAUGCGCACCGGGGAGGGCUUCCUUUGUGUGUUUGCCAUCAACAACGCCAAGUCCUUCGAGGACAUCCACCAGUACAGGGAGCAGAUCAAACGGGUGAAGGACUCAGACGAUGUGCCCAUGGUGCUGGUGGGGAACAAGUGUGACCUGGCCGCGCGCACCGUGGAGUCUCGGCAGGCCCAGGACCUCGCCCGCAGCUACGGCAUCCCCUACAUCGAGACCUCGGCCAAGACGCGCCAGGGCGUGGAGGAUGCCUUCUACACGCUGGUGCGCGAGAUCCGGCAGCACAAGGCGCGCAAGCUGAGCCCACCUGACGAGGGCGGCCCGGGCUGCCUGAGCUGCAGGUGCCUGCUCUCCUGACGGCGGCGUGGCGUGGGCUGUGGAGGUGCCGGAUGAGACGCGGGCUAAGGGUGCAGGGAAGGAAGGGAGUGCCGCCAGAGCCUGGCCCGCCCAGGUCGGUGGACAGAGUGACCGCGGGCCUCCCGGGACGCUUUGCACAGACUGUCAUGAACUGACGCCGGCGGCCCCCAGUUGUCACUCUCCUCCAGCCCCGUCCUGGCCCACUGGGCACAGGCUGAGUUGCAGUAAAUUAUUUCAUGUCUUGA